Tupaia belangeri chinensis (Chinese tree shrew) is the source of this 4212-nucleotide messenger RNA. Its product is annotated as zinc finger protein 665. The transcript has 7 exons. Gene Ontology annotation, biological process: regulation of transcription by RNA polymerase II. The record is from RefSeq and is a predicted model, not a curated record. Gene Ontology annotation, molecular function: RNA polymerase II cis-regulatory region sequence-specific DNA binding; DNA-binding transcription factor activity, RNA polymerase II-specific. Bases 122 to 3565 code for a protein of 1147 amino acids. NCBI's taxonomy places the organism in Eukaryota, Metazoa, Chordata, Mammalia, Scandentia, Tupaiidae.
CGCGUGGCCCGCCCCCAGUCCUCCACCCGCAGCUUCCUGCAACCCCAAAGCUGAUUUCCUGGGACGCAGGUCUCCCUGGAGCACGGUUGACUCCUGAAGACUCACAGUUCCUGUACUGGAGAUGAAGCCCAGGAAGAGGAGGAGAAGGAAGAACAGGAGGACCUCAGAGGACUCAGGCAUGGCUCCUCCUCAGGAACAGGUGACAUUCAAGGACGUGGCCAUAGAGUUCUCUAAGACAGAGUGGAAACGCCUGGACCCUGCUCAGAGGGCUUUGUACAGGGAGGUGAUGUUGGAGAACUACAGGAACCUGGUGUCCGUGGCAGGAACCUCUCCUCCCGAUGUGACCGUUAUCUCCAUGCUGGAACAAGGGGAGGAGCCCUGGACUGCAGAGAGCCGUGUGCAGCGACCGGAGGUACCCGGUGGACGGGAGUGGACCCAAGGGCUGGUCACAGAAUUACCAGCCAAACACAGUGGUGCUUCAGGAGAAGUAUUGCCAACGGUGAUGAUGAAGGCACAUGAAAACCGUGGUACUGAAGGGUUUCCCUUCAAGCAAGUCCAGAAAACAACAGAUGCCCCUGCCUGUGAGUGGAGAGAAGAAGAAAACCCAUACAAAGUAGUACCUAUGACCCAUAAAGAAAAUCAGACUGAGAGAGGUAUUCAUCCUGAAACAAGAAAUGUAGGAAACAGGCCUGUUAAAGAUAAUUUUGACUUCAGCUUGCAGUCACAUCCACCACUGGUGCAGGAUCUUAAAGGUGGUAGGGAAAUAAACGAACAGAAGGGAGUUGAGAAGUCUGUUAAGCAAAGUUCUGUAGUUUCACCACUCCAGAGACUUGUUUCUAAUAUCAAAGCCAUCACUGAUCAUGAAGAUGUGUAUAAUUUUAUAGACUGCUCAUUAUUCACCCAAGAACAGAGAGCAGACAGGAGGAAGAAAUCUUUCCAGGGUAAUCGGUCUGGCAAAGCUUUUGGUGAACACUUACACCGUGCUCUAAGUCAGAAAAUCUAUACAAGAGAGGACCUGUAUAAAUGUGAAGUUUGUGGAAAGGACUUCAGUCAACAAUCAAACCUUGCAUGUCAUUGUAGAAUUCAUACUAGGGAGAAACGUGCCCAGUGUGAAGUGUGUGGCAAAGCCUUUAAAAGUGGCUCGGAGCUCAUUAUACAUGAAAGGAUCCAUAGCAGAGAAAAACAAUAUAAAUGUGAUGUGUGUGGCAAGGUGUAUGCUCAUAGUUCAAACCUUGUAAAUCAUCGUAGAAUUCACACUGGAGAGAAACCUUACAAAUGUAAUGAAUGUGGUAAAGUUUUUAGGCUUAAUUCACACCUUACUGUACAUGUGAAAAUUCAUACUGGGGAGAAACCUUACGAAUGUAAUGAGUGUGGCAAAGUCUUCCGUCAGUCUUCAACCCUUGUUGGUCAUCAGAGAAUUCACACUGGAGAGAAACCUUACAAAUGUAAUGAAUGUGGUAAAGUUUUUAGGCUUAAUUCACACCUUACUGUACAUGUGAAAAUUCAUACUGGGGAGAAACCUUACGAAUGUAAUGAGUGUGGCAAAGUCUUCCGUCAGUCUUCAACCCUUGUUGGUCAUCAGAGAAUUCACACUGGAGAGAAACCUUACAAAUGUAAUGAAUGUGGCAAGGUCUUUAGCACCAGGUCAAUACUUUCACAGCAUCGCAGAUUUCAUAGUGGAGAGAGACCUCACAAGUGUACUGAAUGUGGCAGAGCCUUUUCUGUCCGUGGAAGCCUUAUUAACCAUCAGAGAAUCCACACUGGAGAGAAACCUUUCAAAUGUGACGAAUGUGGGAAAGUCUUUCGUCGGGCUUCAAACCUUGCUGUUCAUCAGAAUAUUCAUACAGGAAAGAAACCAUACAAAUGUAACGAAUGUGGCAAAAUAUUUUGUCAUAGUUCACACCUCGAGGCACAUGAGCGUGUUCAUACUGGAGAAAAACCUUACAAGUGCCGUGAGUGUGGGAAAGCCUUUAGGGUGUCCUACAGCCUGACUAACCAUCUAGCGAUUCACACGGGAGAGAAACCUCACCGAUGUAACGAGUGUGGCAAGUUCUUCAGGCACCCUGUAGACCUUGCUCGCCACCACAGAAUCCACACUGGAGAGAAACCGUUCAAGUGUAAGGAAUGUGGGAAAGGCUUCCGUCAGUCUUCUGGCCUUGCAACUCACCGGAGAGUUCACACUGGAGAGAAGCCUUACAAAUGUGAUGAAUGUGGGAAAGCAUUUAUUUCGCGCUCAGCUCUUAUUAAACAUCAGAGAAUGCAUACUGGAGAGAGGCCUUACAAAUGUGAUGAAUGUGGCAAGUCAUUUGGGAGCAGCACUGCACUUAAACUACAUCGAAAAAUUCAUACUGGAGAGAAGCCUUUUGAGUGUAGUGAGUGUGGUAAAGCAUUUAUUUCGCGUUCAGCUCUUAUUAAGCAUCAGAGAAUGCAUACUGGAGAGAGGCCUUACAGCUGUAGCAGAUGUGGUAAAGCCUUCACUCAGCAGUCUAUCCUAACUGAUCAUUGGAAGAUUCACACUGGGGAGAGACCUUACGGGUGUUCUGAGUGCAGCAAAGUCUUUACACAAGAAUCUAACCUUGUGUUUCAUUGUAGAAUUCACACUGGAGAGAAACCUUAUAAAUGCAGUGAAUGUGAUAAAGCUUUUAGACUAAGAUCAGUACUUAGUGAACAUGUGAAAAUUCAUACUGGGGAAAAGCCCUACGAAUGUAAUGAGUGUGGCAAAGUCUUCCGUCAGUCUUCAACCCUUGUCGGUCAUCAGAGAAUUCACCAGAGAAUCCACACUGGAGAGAAACCUUUCAAAUGUGACGAAUGUGGGAAAGUCUUUCGUCGGGCUUCAAACCUUGCUGUUCAUCAGAAUAUUCAUACAGGAAAGAAACCAUACAAAUGUAACGAAUGUGGCAAAAUAUUUUGUCAUAGUUCACACCUCGAGGCACAUGAGCGUGUUCAUACUGGAGAAAAACCUUACAAGUGCCGUGAGUGUGGGAAAGCCUUUAGGGUGUCCUACAGCCUGACUAACCAUCUAGCGAUUCACACGGGAGAGAAACCUCACCGAUGUAACGAGUGUGGCAAGUUCUUCAGGCACCCUGUAGACCUUGCUCGCCAUGGCAGAAUUCACACUGGAGAGAAACCGUUCAAGUGUAAGGAAUGUGGGAAAGGCUUUUGUCAUUCUUCUGGCCUUGCAACUCACCGGAGAGUUCACACUGGAGAGAAGCCUUACAAAUGUGAUGAAUGUGGCAAGUCAUUUGGGAGCAGCACUGCACUUAAACUACAUCGAAAAAUUCAUACUGGAGAGAAGCCUUUUGAGUGUAGUGAGUGUGGUAAAGCAUUUAUUUCGCGUUCAGCUCUUAUUAAGCAUCAGAGAAUGCAUACUGGAGAGAGGCCUUACAGCUGUAGCAGAUGUGGUAAAGCCUUUACUCAAAACUCUGCCCUAACUGUUCAUUGGAAGAUUCACACUGGGGAGAGACCUUACGGGUGUUCUGAGUGCAGCAAAGCCUUCCGUUCCCGUUCACAUCUUGAACGACAUGAGAGAACUCAUGCUAGAGCGAAACCUUGCAAAGGUAACUAAUAUGACCACAUCUGCAGUGAUCACACCUCGCAAGAGGUUGGGGAAUUCAUUCUGGAGAGAAAAAUGUAUAAUGUGUGGUAGACUUUAGUUUUCAUUCUAGGCCUAUUACCGUAAGUGAAUCCAUAGUGGAGAGAAAUGUUGCCAGUGUAGUGGACGUGGCAAGGCCGCAGGCAGAAGUCUGACAGUCUUCACUGGAGGAUUCAUGCUAGUGUGAGCCCUCACGUGUGUGUGGGUGUGCCAGAUUGGUUACUGUGCUUUCAGUCUUCACAAGGCAUCAGGUAAUUUGUACCAGUGAGAAACCUUCCAGAGCUAAUAAGUGUGGCAAAUUUUUUUGUAUGCUUUCACAGCUCUCCAGACGUUGGAUAAUCUAUACUGGAGAGAGACCACAUAAAUGUAAUGAAUAUGAAAAAUGUUUCUGUCAAAAUCACUCCGUUUUUUUUAGUAAUUUUUUAAAAGAAUUAUUGAAGAAAAAACACAAAAAUAAUUAAAAUCUUUAAAACAAUGACUGUAUAAUUCAGAAUAUAUCAUAUAGCUUGCAAGUUAACAAAAUUUAAUAUAUUUUCUUGGAACAGCAGUUAGCAUAAUGGCUAUGUUGCUGGACUACCAUGUAGUCGACCGCGGUUCGAGUCCUGGACCCAGUGGCUUAA